Messenger RNA from Rhagoletis zephyria (snowberry fruit fly), 2340 nucleotides. RefSeq lists its product as uncharacterized. Gene Ontology annotation, biological process: DNA integration. The record is from RefSeq and is a predicted model, not a curated record. Gene Ontology annotation, molecular function: nucleic acid binding. Lineage: Eukaryota; Metazoa; Arthropoda; Insecta; Diptera; Tephritidae.
UGCGGUAACAUCAAUGGUGGAAGCAGAGUUAAAUCGACUUCAAGACGCAGGCGUCAUCACUCCAACAAACUAUUCCGAUUGGGCAGCACCAAUUGUAAUAGUGAAACGUCCGAAUGGUAAAAUCAGAAUUUGUGCGGACUACUCAACAGGUCUCAACGCGUGUGUCGAAGCACACUUUCAUCCACUGCCAUUGCCAGAAGACAUUUUCGUAAAUCUCAAAGGUCGUAAGUACUUUACUUUUGAUUUUAAUGACGCGUAUAUGCAGUUUGAUGUCGACGAGGUCACUAAAAAUAUUUUGACUAUUAAUACACACCGGGGAUUAUAUAAAUUUAACAGGCUUGUACCUGGAAUUAAAUCAGCACCGGGUGCAUUUCAACAAGCAAUCGAAAAAGUUCUAAUAGGCGUUCAAGAAGCAACACCCUAUUUAGACGACGUUAUAGUUGCAAGCAAUAAUUUAAGUCAGCAUGUAAAAUCAAUUAGACAAGUACUACAGCGUUUUGCGGAGUACAACAUCACAGUAAACUAUGACAAAUGCGAAUUUUUUCAAACUAAAAUAAAAUACUUAGGUCAUAUAGUAGAUACAGAGGGCAUUCGUCCUGACCCUAAUAAAAUAAUGGCUAUCAUAAACUUGCCAAGACCAACUAAUGUCAAUGAACUGAGGUCAUUUCUUGGCUCAGUAAACUUUUACUGUAAAUUCAUUGCAACAAUGAGAUCACUUCGAGCACCGCUUGAUGAAUUGUUACAGUCGCAGAAAAAAUGGUUUUGGUCAACAAAAUGCGAAGAAUCAUUUCAAAAGUUCAAAACUAUUUUAACGUCAGACUUGAUGCUUACACAUUUUAAUCCACAACUACCAAUUAUAGUGGCAGCAGAUGCAUCCAUGCAAGGGCUUGGAGCACAAAUUUCGCACAUUAUGCCGGAUGGAACUGAAAAACUGGUAGCACACGCAUCAAGAUCGCUGACACCCGCAGAGAAAAAUUAUGGGCAAAUUGAAAAAGAAGCACUUUCCUUGGUUUUCGCAGUAAAAAAAUUUCAUCGCAUGGUGUACGGUCAGAAAUUUAUUCUACGUACCGACCAUAAGCCACUACUUUCAAUUUUUGGAGCAAAAAAGGGAAUUCCAAUACAUUCAACAAGUAGACUUCAGAGAUGGGCUCUCACCCUAAUGUCAUAUGAUUUUGGUAUUGAACAUGUAAAAACUGAACAUUUCGGAAAUGUCGACAUGCUAUCUAGACUGAUACCACCUAAGCACGUUGAUGAUGAAGAUUUUGUAAUCGCAUGUGCUACACUAGAAUACAACAUCAGAUCAGUAGUACAUGACAGCAUCAAUACACUACCAAUUACUCAUCACAUGAUUGAAGAAUCUACACGAAAAUGCACACUACUUCAACAAGUUAUGCUUCACGUUCAGACAGCAUGGCCCAAAGAUGCAAAAUCAUUGCAUAACAACGACUUGAUCCCAUAUUUUAAUCGCAGGGAAUCACUUUCAGUUGUUGAUAACAUAUUGUUAGAUGGGGAACGCAUUGUUAUUCCAUUAACAUACCGAAAUCGAAUCCUUAAGACGUUACAUAAAGGUCAUCAAGGACAACAACGAAUGAAAGCUAUUGCACGCAGUCAUGUGUAUUGGCCAAGCAUAGAUAAAAACAUAGAAGAUUAUGUGCGCGCAUGUGGAAAAUGUCAGCUCAAUGCUAAGACACCCGUGAAAACAAAAUUAAGUUCAGGGCCUAUUGCAGAAAGAGCAAUGCAACGCAUUCACAUAGAUUUUGCAGGUCCUGUUCGUUCAAAGUACUAUCUCAUUAUAGUCGACUCAUAUUCAAAGUGGCCUGAGGCAUAUCAGUCCACAACCAUUUCAACAGCCAAGGUCAUAGAUAUUUUGUCAGACUUUUUCAACCGUUUCGGUUAUCCUGAAUCCAUCGUUUCGGAUAAUGGUACACAGUUUGUCAGUGCAGAAUUUCAGCAAUUUUGUAAGGCACGAAACAUCCGACAUUUUAAAACAGCUCCGUACCAUCCACAAAGCAAUGGACAAGCAGAAAGGUACUCGGAUAUAGUAAAACGAGCUUUAGAAAAAUCUUUCACAGAAGAGACGAAAGACAACUAAAAUCUUCAAGAAUUUCUAUUACAAUAUCGUUCAACACCUAAUCCGAAUUGCGUGGAGGGGAAGACACCAGGAGAAUUAUUCCUGGGUAGAAAGCUUCGCACAGAAAUUGACUUUUUAAAGAAACCAAAAUUUGACAGUCCACAAAAGAACACAAAAAUGGAAAAACAAUUUGACAGUAAACAUGGUACUAAACUUCGGCAGUUUUAUGUGAAUCAGAAAGUUUUUGUUAAAGUAUUUAAAAACAAUAA